CCAGGCGGUGGCGCUACUUAAAAAACCCAAUUACUGAGAGGGGAAGGCAGAUGAACCAACCACCGCCGUGGCGGCAGCGUCUGCCAAUUUUCUACAACAAAUGUUAACUAGCUGACUGUUUAACAGUUUGUCGAUGAUAGGACUGUUAUAAUUUGUCCAGCCUAGUUUCAGUUUGUAACCCCUGCUGUCUGCCAUUAAAGAAAGUGGAGUCGUCCACCAGAAAAGUCUUUGACGUCCACUCAGCUGCUGGAGUUGCUGUGAGAUAAUGUACUCAAAUAGGUCUGAGUACAGUCACAGUCGGCAGCACAGUGACCGAAGCUCACGGCAGUGGGACGGCUAUGAUGACAAAUGGGAAAGGCGUGAACCUCACAGAGAUAUACAGCGAGAUUCCCAUCACAAAUAUGGUGGGGAUGGACAUGGUAGCACAGAGAGGACAAGCAGAAGUAGAGAGUAUAGUAACUCGCCUAAGAGGCUGUACAGUAAAGACCCAUUGAACAGAGACAGAAGCAGAAGGAGUCCGGUAAGGAGACAUAUGUCUUCAUCUGAUCGUGGUGCGUCUGAAAAGAAAAGACAAAGGUUUACAGAGGGGUGUGAAGAUCAGUACAGUUACAGGCGUGUGCCUGAGGAAAAAGCAAGCCGGCGAUCCCCAGACAGUUUUUCACGAGCUCACAUAACUACAGAUUUUAAACAUGCACUACCACAGGAAGAAGCUGUCAGCUACAGGAAACCCUCUCAAGACUCCAGACAUAGAUACCGGCAGGAGGAGUUCAGCUACAGGCAACAACAUGAUGAUUCGACUGGCAGACGGUCAUCUGGAUAUUACAAAGAUAGAGAUGGUGAUGAACGGAGCUGGGACCGUUCACCAGAAAGGACACGAUCACAAGAUUGCUCUACGAAGGGUUAUGUCAAAACAAGAGCGAGGAAUGACAGCCCUUACAUGGAUCAUGAGGAUCAUUGUCAAGAUAGAACAAGGUUUACAUUGAAUGCAUCUAGUGGACAGAGUGUACUGACUUCAUUGACUGUACGAGACUGGCUGAAGGAUGAAUCCACCUGACUGGGGGAGAACUUUUCGAAGCCAACAAAGAAUAUUGGACUCGGCUCAUCAGACUGUUGUCGACAGCAGCCUGGAGAAUUCAGCAGCUGAUAAUUACUGGGCCACUCACUGCAACUAUCCAAGAUACGGUGCUGAUGAACCUCAAGGUAUGCCACCAGGAGUGAGUCUGGGAUCACAGGGACUUUGUCCACCCCUGCACAGCUCACAUGAUCAGGAGGUGGAUCUCGAGGACCCAAAUGGACAACCCUUCGAAAUGGAUGAGGAUCCAGAGCUGAGAAGAAAGCGAGAAGAGCUUAGAGAGAUAGAGGAGCAAAUAAUAUGUAAGAAAGUUUCUAUCGCUCUGAAAACAGUUAAACCAUUGGUGGAGGAGACAUCACUCACAGGAUUUUCCUCCAAUGAACAAUCAGGUACCUGCAAAGGUGCAACUCUAAAAGACAGGGUGAAUGCAAUUAUUCAGCAACGCCAUCCUGCCAGCUUUCUCUCGAAGGUCCACUAUCGCAGAGAUGUAAUGAGCUCAUCCAGCCUAAGCAAAGAUGGUUUGCUGCAGGAAGACCAUCCACUGAAGCUCAGAGUGAAGGCCCUAAUGAUGCAGAGAUCCAGGGAUCUCCACGUUUCGUCAACAAACAUUAAGGUUCCUGGUGUCACACCGCCUCUUCCAAGCCAAAUCGUUACUUCACCAGCUGAGAGGGAGAACAGUGUUGACCAGGGUUUCCAGCGCUUCCUCAGCCUGCUCAACGAAGGAGUGGACAUGGACUUGCUCAGUAGAAUUGUAAACGAUGACAGUGAAGAUCUUCCUUUAGGUGAGGAGCUCCUGAACAUUCAGCCCCUUGCUGUGGAGAAUAAGUCAGACCAGCCUCUCAGGGGCGAGAGCCUGCAUUCUAACAGUUGUGCCUUUCAGCUGGGCCACAGUCGGUCCAGCAGUAGAGAGAGGAAGACCGACUUGCCGACCAGUCAAGAGAGAUACCUCAACGAUCAUUUACCUGGGGAUGAUGAGAGGAAGAAUGACGGAGGAGUCCUUUGUUUAGGCUCUAGCAGUCGAUCCAAGUCUCCCCCGCCAGUGAAGAAGAAGAGGAAGAAGAUUGAAGAAGAGAAACCAAAUGUGGAAAAGCAGCAUGCAGAUCUGCAGAACAUUCUUAAAACUCUGGGCUUAAGGCUGGAAGUGGAAGAAAUGAGCAAAUUAGCAGAUCGGACUCAGGAGAGGCUAUAUGGCAAGAGGCAUGAAGGUGUGAAGGCUGACAGCAGAGGGGAGCAGGAGAGUCAGCACAGAUACUCCCACGGACAGCAAAGGAGCGCCUCCUCUUCCUCUUCUUCCUCCUUCUCCUCCUCCUCCUCCUCCUCCUCCUCCUCAAGGUCGACUUCUAGAAGUCUUAGUCCCAGCCCCCCACGCCAUCGGCACUCCCACAGUAGAGACUGGAAACAAAGACGAACACCUGAGCACAGCAGCUUGAGAGACAGAAGCAGAGAUAGACUGACAUACAAAGAAAGCAGAGAAGACAGCAAAGAAGCUCAGAAGCAAAGAGACAGAGAACACUCCAAAGAAAGUUCCACUUAUCAACAUCCGUAUCUACAAAACCAAACGUAUCCCCAUCCCCAUUCUGUUGCUUUGUCUUCAUAUCCAGAUUACAGUUCAUCCCAGUACUCUCAGUACUUUGAUAGUGGCACUUACAACGCAGCUACAGACUCUUACUGGACAUACACUCAGGAUGCAAAUCCUCCAUCACUUUAUCCCACUGAGCACCCUUAUCCACAGAACACCUACCAGCACUUUCCCACCUCGGUAUCGGCACCUACAAAGGAUCUGCCUUGUGAAAAACCUCUUCAAGACGUUAACCUGCUUAUGAAUCCAGAUCUGUCUAAGAGUGAAGGCCAAACUGGAUCGACUUCUGGCCCUCGCUGCCUGACGGUCAUCCCCACCAAGCAGUUAACCCACCAGAUAUGUCUAAAGCAGCUCACAAGCCACAGAACUAAAAGGAGGAAUAGACCUCAAAAGAAUAAACGGCGGCGGCGAAGAAUGAAAGAAAAAAAAAUGCUUGCAAAUUCUAUGAAGAAGGUGAAGGGACCACAGGGGGUUGAAGAUGGCACCAAAAUGAAACCUGAAGCUGAGCAGACAGAAGAGGAGAAAACGCAGCCAGCCAAGCAGUCACAUAAGGAGAAGGAGGAACCAGCUGUGCAAUCAGAAGAGGUGAAAAAGCAACCAACUGAGGAGGAGAUCAAGAUGAACCUGAGGAAAAAGCUGGAAGCAUUUAACCAGAUGGUGAAGCAAAAACUGAUGCAGUCAGCUCUCUAACCACUAAGACCGGUUAAAACCUGUGGAGUGUCCUGAGUGUCUGUAAUGUGAACCUGCUGUGAGCCCCGACAGACGGUGUGAACCUCAUGUUUAACCUUCAUCAUUUACACAUGCAGUUCAUAGAUUUCACAGAUUUGUACUGAGUCACUCUUUGAGCUCCUACUUUCAAUGAGAUCUUCAUCAAAAAAAUAUUCUUGCGCAAAUAACUGCCAAUUUGUGUUAGGAUAGGUCUCUAUAUCUCAGCACUACAUCUCAGUUAAUAUGUCUUUGUUUCUGUUACGACUUAUUUUUCUUGGUAUUGUCUAAAUACAUUUUACCAGUAAAUUUACAUACCUUUUGUGGACUGUCUUUUUGUUUGCUUGGUUUUUUCUUUGUUUGUCAUAAAAGGUUCACUGUAAAAUUGG
Messenger RNA from Acanthopagrus latus (yellowfin seabream), 3745 nucleotides. RefSeq names its product cyclin-dependent kinase 12-like. The coding region runs from base 1041 to 3341 and encodes 766 amino acids. NCBI's taxonomy places the organism in Eukaryota, Metazoa, Chordata, Actinopteri, Spariformes, Sparidae. The record is from RefSeq and is a predicted model, not a curated record. The transcript is spliced from 8 exons.